This is a messenger RNA of Penicillium expansum, 1788 nucleotides long. Its product is annotated as Lectin C-type domain protein. The record is from RefSeq and is a predicted model, not a curated record. Lineage: Eukaryota; Fungi; Ascomycota; Eurotiomycetes; Eurotiales; Aspergillaceae. Bases 1 to 1788 code for a protein of 595 amino acids. The transcript has 2 exons.
AUGUCUGUCCAAUAUGACUCCACGGAAACUCUGUUAAACGCUACCUGGGUGGCUGUUCAACUGAGCGAACGAGAUGUGGCUGGUCAAAUUCCACUUAAUUAUGUGACAAACCCUGCUGUGUCACUGUCAGCUGCCUGCUUCGGAAACCACAUCUAUGAUCGAGACGACGCUGCAAAAUGUUUCUCCAACCUCCUUGCAAUCGGGUACCGACGUUUUGUUGUCGAUCUAUACUGGUCGGUCAACCGUAGGACUUGGUCUUUCUGUCCAGUGUCUGUUCCAGUCGAAUCUGGAGUGGCUGUAUCCUCGGGGACAUCCACGACCACAGCAACAGCUAGUGCGGACUCUGCGACUGUCACCAGUAGCGCCGAUUCACAUGGACGCACUCUUUAUGAACUAGGCUCAUACAAAUGCACCGACAACCUUGAUCCCUAUAUCUUGGCAGAAGUGCUUGUGGGUUAUUUUCGAGAGACAAAUUCACGUUUGACCGUGUACACAACCUAUCUCGUUCUCAAUCUCCAUGUGGCCGCAAGUGACUCCACGCCAGAUGAGCCUGCUUCUGCCAUAUCAGGAGGUCAAUUGCCAUCGGGAACUGAGCUAGCCGGUUCGAUCCUCGGGGUGGCCCUUGAGAACUUUAUCUAUAGCCCGGCUCAGCUUGCCUCGGACCGAAGCAAUUUAAACCAGUCGUGGUAUAACGUCGAGGAGGGCUAUAUGCCCAUCACAGAGUACUUCACCGUUCAUGAAAAUAAAGCGGGUGAACAGAGCACUCCAGAUGGUUGGCCAUCAUCAAAGUACAUUCAGCUCGCGAAACGUGAUCGAGUGCUCAUUGAAUACGGCUCUAUUGAUUCCCAACUGGUGGAUUACAACCUGUCUACCGAACAAAAUUUGGUCUUUCCUCCCGGGUACCUGACUUCCAAUUCGAAGACCUCCGCAGCCACCAACGGCAGUCUUACUUCAGGCUGUCUGUAUGAGCCUGGGCUCACACGUGUCUCUCAAACCAAUUCAUCAUGGGCUAUAUACAGCCCCCUCCCUGUUUCUGAUGGUCUUUCCACAGAUGAGACGAUGGGUUCACUAUCAAAUGUUCUCUCCGAUAUUACAGCUUGUGGUCUAUCGCCAAUGCUCAACACUACCCUCUUCGGCCAGACUGCAGAUCAGCAAGUUGAAUAUUACCGUAACGUCUCUCUCUCUUCUUCCUGGGCUUGGGCUAUCGGUCAGCCACACGAUGCAAAUUAUGGCGGCGGCGACGGUGAUCCCAAGUAUGACCGCUGUGCGAUAAUGGAUCUAACGCUGGACGGCCACUGGCGAUCCACGAACUGCACUGAGCAACGGUAUGGCGCCUGUCGAAUCGGUAAUUCGCCUUUCUCCUGGGUCCUGUCAGACACGACCGAAUAUUUCUCCAACGUGUCGAACACCUGUCCGCCAGGAUCGAGCUUUGCCGUACCGCGCACCGGUCUCGAAAAUACGUAUCUCUACCAGCACAUUCUCUCCCUGCCAAAGACAAAAGUCGACUUGAGUUCCACAGAUCCCACCCUUCGAGAGGUUUUUGUCGACUUCAACUCAAUAGAUGUCACUUCAUGCUGGGUAGCCGGUGGCUAUGGGGCGAGGUGUCCCUAUGCCUCUGACCCGCAGCAACUCGAGCGCAGAACUGUACUUGUAGCCGCAAUUGCGGGUAUCAUUGUUCUUAUCAUCACAGCCUUGACAUUCUUUGUCAAGUGCAACGCCAACCGCCGAAAUUCCCGGCGCAGAAAGCGUGUCAUCGAAGGAUGGGAAUAUGAAGGUGUUCCUUCAUGA